AUGGGCUGGGAUGGGACGGCGAGGAAUAAAUUGCUCCCCACCCAGCUGCGGUGCGACGCCCCCAGCGUCCCAGGGGAGCCUGUGCGUCAGCUAGCGGCUGGCCAAGGCGGGGCCGUACAAAAGCUAGCGCCGCGGGACCCCCUUCAUGGGCUUCUACCCGAGCAGAUUGAGCUCUGGAGGCCGCUCCACGAGCGAGCUCGAGCCACGGAGGGCUCUCAGCUCGGACAAGCGUGGCUGUCUAAGAGCUCCAAGCUCCACGGAACUUUGAUUUUAUUCCCGGGAGCCCGGUCAUCCACUUCUGCAUCUCAGACAAGCGCCGGAGGCUCGUGCAGCUUCCGUGCGUCCUAGCCCUAGCCGCGGGGCACCCACCUUAGUCAUAGCCCAUGGUCCCCGCGCUGCUCACGCCGCCGGUUUCCCCACUGCCCAGUCUCCCUCCGCCCGAGCCCUGCGUCUCUGUUCACAUUGGAACACCCCCUCACCUCACCUCAGCUUUUUACCGAGGGGUGUGUGUGUGUGCGUGUGUGUGUGCAUGCGUGAGUGUGUGUGUACAUAGCUCGCACGCUCCAGUCUAGAAAGAAGGUAACGAAAAAGUCGCUUCAGUCUCCUGCAGCUUGGAUCCCACGUCCAAGUCCGACCAUAUUCAGUAUUUGAGAUUACAGUUUGCAGCAAGGACCAAGGCAGGGGUUCCCCGGAUCAUUUCAACUGAGUUUCAGUGCAGCAAGGAUUGUUUAUCAUUAUUGCUAAGACUGACGAAAAUAGGUCAAAAAUAAAGAAUAGUUGCAGAGAAAGAAGUGGAAGCAUUUUAGCAAAGAUCAGGAACCAAAAGUGGUUGGAAUGGAUUUCUCGAACAAGAGCAUCCACGAUGGAUAAAGGUGAAAGGCACAGACUCUCACAAAACCGCUUCAAUACGUGAUGGGAUUAAAAAAUAGGACCAUGCUUUUCAACAUAGACUACCCAUUAGUUCUCUGUUAAAUGCAUUAAACCAGCCCCAUGGAAUGAUUACAUGGCAGCUUUUUAAUGUACAAACAAGAGGAUUCUAAAACGGAUGCACACAACCCGUUUAUAGAACUCACUCUGUACACACACACACACACACACACACAUUCAUAAAGAGACAAAGUUUUAACACCGAUACUCCGAACUCGUAAAUAUAUAUUUUCUCAAACAACUUCCCCUAAAUAUAGUAAUUUUUUUCUGCAUUUCCUUGCUGACCUGUGCGACAUUAUAGUUAUAGAGUAGGCUCCCAGGAUCGACAUAAUUCUACUUACAUUCAUCUUGGAUGGCACGUCAUAAAAUGCCAGGGGGGAGGGAACCUUGAGGGGCUUGGAGAAGAAGGCUUUUAUUAACAAUUAUAUUCUCCCCUAGCAGUUUAAAUAAUAACAAUGAUGUCACGGUAACCAUCUCCCUUCUCCCACUCCAGUGAAACCACUAGAUGGGUUGGUGAACUGUUCAUUUGUAUACUUAAUUAAGGGAUUACCGUUGCUACACAGUUACAAAGGUGGCAUAAGGAAUCUCUGAACAGUAGAUUGCUGGACAUUUGGCAUGUUUUAGGACUCAUUUACCUGCCAAAUCUUAUUUCAGAAUAAGAAUGAUAAAAUGUUGUUAGUUUGUGCCCAGCAUAGUUUUGAAGGAAAAUGGAACAAAAAUAAGUUGCUCUUUGAAAAUUGCGUUAGUUGUAGGGGAAAAAAAAAUUCCCCUCAGCGGAAUGAGCCGGUUUCGCAUUAUAUUAAAUGAGGAUCAUAUUUUACCAACCCAGGUGGUGUUUUAAAAAUUCUUUCAGACAACAGUGAUAAGAGAGGAAGUAAAGAGCACGCAGACCCCUGCCCAGCCCGCACCCAUGUUCACAGUGUCUGGAGCACACACUCUGAACACAUCGGGACCCCCACCCCCACGAAUUCGCCCUGUUUGGGACUCAGUUUCUGAGGACAAGAGUUCGUUCUCGGUGGAUCGCUACACGUUGAACAAUGGGUAUUUGCGAAAGGUCAACAUUCAGGCUAUAUAUAGUACAAUGGCAUGGUGGCGGGAAAACACUUUUCAUUGUUUAACAGUUACUAAAUAAUUAAACUGCCCUGCAUAUUGAA
Molecule: messenger RNA, 2081 nt
Organism: Rhinopithecus roxellana (golden snub-nosed monkey)
Lineage: Eukaryota; Metazoa; Chordata; Mammalia; Primates; Cercopithecidae
Exons: 1
Coding region: 1-348 (115 amino acids)
Source: RefSeq, a predicted model, not a curated record